Schistosoma rodhaini is the source of this 3707-nucleotide messenger RNA. NCBI's taxonomy places the organism in Eukaryota, Metazoa, Platyhelminthes, Trematoda, Strigeidida, Schistosomatidae. The record is from the annotation of a GenBank genome assembly.
GGAAUUAUUUACAGCUACAACAUCUUUAAUCGAGAUACUCUCACUCACUUUAACUUAGUAGGCCACUUGUUUAAUAUGUGUCUUAUCAACGCUAGGUCGAUCUGCAAUAAAAAGACUGAUUUAGCUCUGUUUGCUUCCAUAUAUCAACCAUCACUUAUAAUGAUAUCUGAAGCAUGGACUAACAGUAAUAUUUCCGAUCUAAGUAUAUCUCUUGAUAACUACCUCCUAUAUAGAAGCGAUAGAUUGAAAGGACGAGGCGGAGGAUGCCUUAUUUAUGCUCACUCUAGCUUAAACUCACUAAUAUGCGAUAUACCUGAACUAAACAAACUGAAGGACUCGGUGUGGAUUGUUUUAAAGCCAUCAAAUUCUAUUACCUUACUGUUCGGCUGUAUCUACCAGCAACCUAACUUGGCAAUAGGUGAAAUAGCAGUAUUAUCAGAGGUAUUCACACUAGCAUCAUCCCUUCCAUUCACAGGCAAACUCAUUUGUGGUGACUUCAACAUGCCUGAAAUUUCUUGGUCUCCAGUCAAAGCUCCGAAACGUUAUGAAUCAUUUAUUGAAUGUCUAGAACUAGGACAGUGGACUCAAUAUGUUAGUAGCCCUACCAGACAUCAAAAUAUCUUGGACUUAGUCUUUACCAGGGGCAUCACCCCCAAUACUGUGUAUAUUGGAAAAAAGUUUCCAGGUAGUGAUCAUAACACUGUCGUGUGUAGCCUUAAUAUAAAAAACACAAACGGUAGACGUAAAAAUGUAACCCUUCGUAGAAACUAUCGCAAGGUAGAUUGGAAUAUCUUUCACAAUUACCUAAGAAGCACUGACUGGGGAACAUUCUUUACUGCAAACAAUACCGACACACUAACCAAUAUAUUUUAUCACAACAUCGAAAGUAUCAUGAACAAAAUCGCACCUUUAGAGUACUGGAGGCCUAAGUUUUCCAAAGAUGUGUUUAUACCGGUCGGUACACGAAGACGUCUGCAGAGACAUUGUACUCGCUUCCACAACUCUAAUGACUUCUCCUCUUUAGUAACGAUGACAGAAAUACUUGUCCAGACAAACACAAUAAGUACACAAAAAGCAAUCGAACAGGAAAAACGUGCUGUCGAACUUAGUAAUAACUCCUCAGCACUCACCACACUCUUUCAAAAUAAACUUAAACGUUCUAAGUCGAGAGGAAACAUAUUUAUUAAAGACAAACAAGUAUACGAAGAUCCUAAACUUGUUACGGAACUAUUUAAUGAACACUUUUGUUCCUCAUUAACUGAUGAAAAACCACUUAAUGAUUCAGAACUUAUCACAGCACCUGCCUGUGAGAUUUCUAACGUAGACUUCAAUGUACAAAAUAUCUCUAAGGCUAUUAGUACACUGAAACACUCCUACACUGAUGGACCAGAUGGUAUUCCGGCUAGCAUGCUAAAACGUGGAGGCGAUGAUAUGUGUGUUUUAUUACUCAAACUAUUUGCAAUAUCACUCUCUACAGCGCAUUACCCUACUGCCUGGAAAACUACACACAUCAUUCCCAAAAUUAAAACAGGACCUGAAGCAAAUGUUGAAAAUUACCGACCCAUAAACAUAACUUCAGUGGUGUCUAGAGUGAUGGAGAAAGUAGUUAAAGCGGCGUUAGUCCAACAUGUAAUUACUAAUAAUCUCAUCUCGGUCUCCCAACAUGGAUUUCUUAGGUCCAGAUCAUGUGAUACAUGCCUAGUGGACUACAUGAAUGAAAUAACUAUGAAACGAGACAAUGGACUCCUUGUAUCAGUCAUAUUUUUAGACUUCAGGAAAGCUUUUGAUAAGGUUCCACACAAUGGGCUACUAGCCAAACUACGAUCCUUCGGAAUCAACAACCCACUCUAUUCAUGGUUUGUUUCAUUCUUAAAGGGACGUAAACAAAUGGUAAAGUACAACGACUGUCUCUCAUUACCUAGACCAAUAACUAGUGGCGUCACCCAGGGAAGUGUAUUAGGCCCACUUUUGUUUCUCAUGUAUAUAAACGUUAUCUGUAACAUCUUAAAAUCUGGGAAACCAUACUUAUAUGCUGAUGAUCUCAAAAUAGUAUACAGCUAUAAGCCUGAGGUUCUAAGUGAAAGUGUACGCCUGAUUCAAGAUGAUCUCAAUAACCUAACUAUCUGGAGCGAAAAGUGGCAAUUACCAUUUAACCUUCACAAAUGCGGGAUCAUGCACUUUGGAAAGCACCCCUAUGAACCCCAACUUUACUUAAAUAAAAGUAAAGUCCAGACACUGAAUUCAGUACACGAUCUAGGAAUAAAUUACACAGGAAGCCUAAACUUUAAAGCACACGCCUCCUUUAUUAUUUCUAAAGCCAGACGCCUAAUUGGCUUCAUAACAAAAAAUUUCUUCACGACAGAUGCCAAGCUUACCCUCUACAAAAUAUGUGUACGACCUUCCUUAGAAUACUGCUCUUUUAUCUUCUCUAAUAUGAAUACCACUGACAAAAUAAGAGUAGAUGUUCAAAGACGCUUUACACGCCAACUGCUAGGAAGUGACACCACUCUUGAUUACACAAGUAGAUGUAAGCACCUCUAUUUAGAACCUUUAUGGCACCGUAGGUUAAGGAACAAUCUGAUAUUUCUCUACAAAGCAAUAAAUGGACUGUCAUUCCUAACCUCCUGUCCAACUAUGAUCAAUGACCCAGUCUAUAGACUAAGAAACAAUGCAUAUAAACUAUUUACCGAAAAACACCAAAAACAAAUGCGUUGUAGGUUUUUUACAGUUCGGUAUAGUUUAUUGUGGAACAGGUUGCCAAUACCUAUCCGUAACUGUAACACCCUCACCAAAUUUAAAAGGCUAAUAACCCUGUUACUAAACUCUAAAGAACUUCAACUAUUCCUUGAACUCCCGCCUACCAAUGAGGCACUUUAUUAUGGACCGCCCAAUAUCUAGACGGAACAAGAAUAUAACGAACUCCAUUGUCGUUAGUAUGAAUAUAGCAAAACUAAAGAAAACAUGCUUUAUCUUUCCCCAUUAUUUAUUGAUUAUUAACCAUGGCCUUCCGCUCCUAACCCUCAUUUUCAGUUUCCGAAUCUCUCUAAUGGAUAAAUUCAAAUUAUUCUUCCUAAAUGUCCUGUCCUUUUAUUUUUCUUAUUACAAGUAGACAGAUAACUCACUAAUCUUAUGGAUGCUGACCAACUAAGGCCGAUCAAAAGAAGCCCAUACGUCCUAAAUUCUUGUGAGUUGUUCAAUGCUUUAUUUUUUCUUACCCUGAAAAUUUUACAAUAUUUACUAUCAUAUCCUCUGGUUUGCUAUUAGCCCUUACCAUCUCUUAACUACAUAUAAUCUGACUUGUCUCUUCUAACCUUUACCAUUAGUUAUCUUCAUAGUAGUACGAUAUAUUAAAUGGAUAUCUAACCAAUAAUACAAAUGUUAUUACCAUCUGAUUUGCUUGUAACAUGGAACUUGUAGAGACAGCGUAUUCCAAAUAAGGUCCUUGAUAAAAGCAAUAUUCAUACCGACCAUAAACGUAAGAGAGCCUAACAUCAUAAAAGGAGGGAGGGUGGCGUUACUGACCAGCAAACAUGAUGGUGGGGAGAUAACUUCAAUCCACCCGUGUCUGUGGGGCAGAACAUAUUAAUUACGGCUCCUUAUGUCUAGUGGGAUGUCACGAACCAACGGUAUUGAUGCGAAAUUAUUCAUGCAAAAUACCACUUUGCAUCAUGUUAAAAAAAGCUGAAUUGGUUCCACUUCCUACCAAG